Molecule: messenger RNA, 1172 nt
Organism: Malania oleifera
Lineage: Eukaryota; Viridiplantae; Streptophyta; Magnoliopsida; Santalales; Ximeniaceae
Product: protein DMP3-like
Exons: 1
Coding region: 320-982 (220 amino acids)
Biological process (GO): endomembrane system organization
Source: RefSeq, a predicted model, not a curated record
AUAAAAAAUUUAUAUAUUUAUAAAUAUUGGGAGCAAGUUAUUGCCAUAGGAGCUUCCCAUGCCACUAUAUAUAUACAUAUACUUGUGUGGAAACUUCAUGAAAUUAACACACCACCACGCACGCGGUCACCUAACUUCUAACCUCUCAAGACGUCCAAGCAAAAUCGCCACCGCCACCGCCACCGCCACCGCCACCACGAGGACUGCGUCCAAUAUAUAUCAUCUGUUUGUCAAGAAUAUUGUGCAAGUGCAAGGGCAAGGCCGACCAUAAUUUCGCUUUCUUUGUGAAUUGUCUCAUUUUGAGUCGAAGCCUAAAUAAAUGUCUAGUCUCAGAACAAGACCAUCCAAAUCCGCCGUCGACCCAACUGCCGCAACCACCGCUUCAACCGUCGCAGACCAGGACGGGCAGGAAGCCCUGAAUUCUCCGCCGCCGCCGCCCACUCCAGCGCCAACCGCGAUCUCGAAGAUCCUAGGGAGCACGGCCAACUUAGCGAACCUCCUCCCCACGGGCACUCUCCUGGCGUUCCAAUUCCUGACGCCGGUGUUCACCAACAACGGAUCGUGCGACGGCGCCACCGGAUCCUUGACGGUGGCGUUGCUCGUGCUCCUGGCCGCUUCGUGCUUCCUGGCCUGCUUCACUGACAGCGUCAAGACGGACGACGGGCGAGUGUACCACGGCCUCGCCACACUGGACGGGAUGUGGCUUUUCGAUUACGAUAACUCGGGGGAGCUGCCGGAUCUGAGGAAGCACAGGGUGAGGUUGAUCGACGGGGUUCAUGGGGUUCUGACGGUGUUGGUGUUUCUGGCGGUGGCUCUGAGGGACAAAAACGUGGUGGGAUGCUUUUAUCCGAAGCCUGGUCAUGAGGCGCAAGAGGUUUUGGAUAUUGUUCCGAUUGGAAUAGGAGUGAUCUGCAGCUUGUUGUUUGUGGUUUUCCCAACUACGAGAAUUGGGAUUGGUUACUCACUUACGCCGGCGAAAUGAUUUUUCCGCUUCUUCGAUCAGACCAUCGUUGUUACAUGUUGAUGUCUGCAUCUUUCCCUGGCUGCCAGCCAAGCAAGAAAAAACGAAAGAAGAAAAAUGGAUGUCGAUGGAUUUGACUUGAUGUUAUUUGAUUUUCUCUUUCCGUGGAAAAUUGUAAUUUUAAUUUUAUUCAACAAUAGGAGUUGUUUUU